Messenger RNA from Psylliodes chrysocephalus, 10355 nucleotides. The record is from the annotation of a GenBank genome assembly. Lineage: Eukaryota; Metazoa; Arthropoda; Insecta; Coleoptera; Chrysomelidae.
AUUCGGAACACAUUACAACUAAGCACCGUUCGUCUCUCUGUCUUAAUAGCCGACAAUUACCAACUAAUUACCUUUCUACCUACGCCAAAUUACUUUUUAGGCCAUUGCGCUCUUCGCAAGAAAUUCAAAAUAACAGUCGUUGCAACGCUAUCAACAACAUCGACAUCGUCUUUUAGUUUUUAAUCCGGUGCGUAUCGCUAUCUAGCGGAGAAACAAUACAACGUCCACCUGUUUCGUAAGUUUACCUGUCCAGGUGGGGGGUUACCUGCAGUCGGUCACGUGACCCGCCAGUUUUUAACGUAAAAAACAAAGUAUAACCGCGCCUACAGAGACGAACAAACGUUUUUUUUACAUUCGUAGUUCACCCGCUAUAUCACCACAUUGCGGUGGUGAAACGUGAACGCGAAACACCCGAGAGUUUCGAUUUUUCCGUGAGAUAUAGCACACGAUCGAUUUUUUCGCGAUAAAUCCGCAGUUGCAUAGCUACAAGAAUGCGAGUACCUAGUUCGAAGUCUUUGUGUUCAAAAUAUGUGAUUAUCGUUUUGAGAAAAAGUGUUUUUUAAAAUCUAUUAAUGUUGUGCUAGUGUUGGAAAAAUGAAUAAAUCAAAAAGAACGUUGUUUUCCUUAGCUUUUCUCACGUAUUUCAAGUUUGUUUACCUCCAAGAACAAGGGAUCUCCGUAACUGAGCACUCAGGAGGGCGAAUUAUUAACGAUAAACUGGUUUUUUACAAGGCCCAAAGUCCGUAUUUAUUGAAAAACGAUGUGAUAGUCGAAGCCAACGGGGAGGUAAUCAUCGAGGCUGGGGUUACCAUCAAAAUUGAGCCACAAGUCGGGAUAACCGUUAGAGGAAUUUUGACAGCUGAGGGUACUGAAAGCGAAAGAAUCGUUCUGACAACGUCCGAAGAAACAACAGCUAAGAAUAUUUAUUUCCCUGACAUCCGGUUGGUAGACGGUCCAUCAAUAUUGGCGGGACGUGUUCAAGUCAAGCAUAAUGGACAGUGGAGGAGUGUCUGUACCAACUCUAGAAAUUGGACAGCCUACGAUAUGGCAACCGCCUGCCGCCAACUCGGCUUCCAAGGAGGAUCGUUCCAUCUCUGGUACAACCGCCAAAUGCCUCUAAAAUCCCGCAUCCUCUACGAAGAACCCAGAUGUACAGGAACCGAACCAUCAAUAUUCAGCUGCCAAUGGAACAAAAGACAAAUGGGCUCAGGAGUCUGCGAUUACCAUCCAGACAUCGGGCUUGAAUGCCUUCCCAAAUACGACACCCCCAUGCCCUUCUGGAGAGGAGUCACAUUCGAAAACGCUUUAAACGAUAAAAGACUAAGAUACGAUAAUACUCUAUAUGUGCCAACUUCCAAGUCCACUUUUAAAUUUGUUAACAUUUAUUACGCUGGUAUUGGUAGAGAUUACAACGCUGGCAGUGCGUUACAUGUCAUCGGGGUACCACCAGUUGUUGAUAGCGUUGAAAUAUUCAACUCUGCGUAUAAUGGAAUUAAUAUUACGAACCCAGAAGCACCUAUCACAAUAAAUAACUGCAAAAUUCGAAGCAAUAGGGGUUACGGAAUAUUCAUCAACUCCAGUUAUGGUUUGGCUAACAUUGAUGGUUGUACUGUCACCGAAAAUGGUGGCGAUGGUAUCAGAUUUGUUAGAGCUGAAGAACGACCAGAAGAAAGAGCUGAUAGGAAUGGUUACAACGAUUUCUGCCAGCUGGCUUUAGCUUCAAGUCAAACAUUCCCAGUACAAUUAUUCGCAGAACAGACUCUAUUCCUGACGAAAGAAGUUAACUGCCAGAAAGUAUUCACAACGAGAUACGGUCACGUUCUGACCUUGCAUUUCAUCAGAGCUGUGACUGAUAGAAACGAUAGUGCUUCGAUAGAAAUCUACGAUGGUUCGACUUUGAACAACAGAAUGCUGAAUACGUUCUCUAUCAGGAAUAAUACAAGACCACAAGCUGUUACUAGUAUCAGCAACCAAAUGUUUAUCAAGUUCAAGGCUCAAGCUUGGACCGAGAUGGUUAUAUUUCUGCGAAUUACGUCAGGAUUGAGAAAAUCUUUUGAUAUAAACGUCAGUAACUCGGAUAUUUCAGAAAAUUCCGGUAGAGGCGUCGCUGUUGAUAAUUUGAGAUCUCAAUUAUUGGUAUAUAAGAGUUCGGUAUCUAAAAACGAGCAUGUAGCUGGAAUACAUGUAACCAGUGGUGUUGGUGAUGUUAAUAUUACGGAAAGCCGCGUAUCUUUCAAUGAGGGUGAUGGAAUUAACGUAACCUAUACCGGUGGUAGCAGGAAUAUAUCUAGAUCUUCAAUUAGUUCCAACAAAGGUUACGGUAUAGCAAUUUGGUUAAACAACACUGAAGAAACUGAGUAUAUAUUCGUAAACCAAACUAGUGUUGUGCAGUAUUCUGAGAUAUAUAAGAAUUUGGAUAUCGGUGUACUGCACGGAAAUUACUGUGGUGAUGCUUUGUUUAAUUUCACAGAAAAUUCGUUCAAGAACUGUCUAAACGACGCAUUAGAAGUACUAUCUUGUUGGAAACAUACAGAAACGUUGACCAAAAUCCAAAUUGGACACAACAGGUUCAUGGGAAAUGAACGUAUAUCUUUAAAAAUAUCUCCAGCAGUUAAUUUACAAGCGGUUAUAGAAUACAACCAUUUCAGACAAGGUACUUUCGGUGGAUUACUCAUCAAAAAUAAACCUCUAGAAGAAUUUAGUAUCCUUAAGAACGAUAUCGUAGUCCAACAGAAUUAUUUUUUGAACAAUUCUGGUACUUAUGUGGUUAAUUUGGGGCUAUCACCAUACGCAGAGUACCAAUAUCUGCUGUUUACCAGAAAUUUCGUUAAAAGCAACAAAAUAUCCGAACCAUUCCAGAUGGAAGACGGUAGUGUAUCUAAUUUGAAUCCGAGAAGUCGAGUAGCAGCACCAGUGGUUAUUGGAUCUAACAAUAUAGAAGUAUUCAGAAAUAUUAUCGAAAAUCCCGAUUCUAAAUAUGAAAUCGGCAGUCAUUUUGAAGACCAAAGCAAAACCAUCAACUGCACUUUCAACUGGCUGGGUUUCAGUAACGACGAGAACAUCUUCCACCGGAUAUUCCACCGAUACGAUAGAUAUAACUUGGCUAAAAUCAGUUUUAUACCGUUUUUGUUACACAAUACCAAUCCUUUAACAUCUAGGAUCAACCCUAACCAAUAUUAUGUACCAAAAUUCCUCGCUGGCGGCUCUGACAAGCUUGGAGGUGAGAUCGAAGGUGAGGAACUCAUCACUAGAGGAGAAUACCACGUGAUUAGAGAUAUAAGUAUCAGACCUGGAGGUAAAUUAACUAUUGAACCUGGAGUAACUCUUCGUUUUCCAGCCUCUAUUGGUAUGAUGGUCGGUGGUAGAUUAGAAGCAAGAGGUAUAGAACCGGACAGCAUUAAAUUUACCAUGAAAGAAGAAUUGGUUCAUAGUCCAGAUAAUGUAACAUACGAAAUAGAGACUGAAAAAUACGAUUCUGAGACUGAGAUGAUUCAGAUUGAGCCAAAAGUACCGAUUAGGUUGUUGGGCGGUAACACUGAGACUGAGGGUCGUUUGCAGAUUAAAGUAGAUGACCAGUGGGGUACUGUGUGUAACUACGGUUGGACUAUUGAGAACGCUGCGUUGGUUUGUCAGCAGUUGGGAUAUGUUCUGAAUCCGGACGAUUGGAACCUGGAACGAAACGAGAUCCCAGCAGCAGGCACCACCGAAAAAGUAAUCCUCUCAAAUAUCCAAUGUGAUCCGUUCGAUCUAGAUAUCCUUAAAUGCAAGGCGGAACAUAUCAUAGACUUCGAAAACUCCUGCAAUCACGACAACGACGUUGGAGUCCGUUGCUAUAAAACUUCCUGGGCGGGAAUCAGAUUCAGCUCCCUAGCAGACAGAACAGAUCUACAAUUCAUAACCAUAGAAAAGUCUGGAUUGUUGGAUUAUGCUACAAAUACCUUCAAACCGGCCCUUCAAUUGGAUUUCGCUAGACAGAAUUUUGAAAAUUUGCGAGUAACCAACAACGAUUACCAUGGAUUGGGAAUCAUCUACUCAGAUAUAUUUUCUGAAUCAGUUAACAUCAUCAAGAAUUCGGAAUUUUCAAAUAACCGAGGCGCCGGUAUCAACAUCAAACAAUUAGGAUUGAAUCUUUUCAAUAGCAAAAUCGAAAGCAACUUCAUCGGUAUCGAACACAAUUCCGCUUUGACCGGUCUUCAGCAAAGAGAAAUUGCAGGUUGGUUCAUCAAGAACGACGAUGAGAAUUACUACAAUCCGUUUCUGAUUCCUCAGUAUUCGGAUACCAACAUUAUAGAGCUGAAUAUGGGGGAAAUGAAGUAUUUGGUCACCUCAAAAGCCUUCGGCGACAGUAUUUCCCGUUCUUAUAGAAUUAGAUGCGACCCAGGGUGGGUUUUGGGCAUCCAACUAAUUAAUCCGAUUGAAAAUAGAAGUACUGAGAGUAUUGUGAUACAUGACGGACUUACAUCGAGUGCUAGUGCACAGUACUUUGUUCUGAAACGUGAUUUAACCAUAUUCCCAACGACUGCUAGCAGCCAUGGCAUCGUUUUGGACUACAACAGUGGUACUAACGCCGCCGGUGGUACCGUACUAAUUAUCAAUACUGUCAAGGCUCCGAUGCAGAACGUGUAUAACCGAAUAGUAAAAGGCCCGGUACCAACUUUGAGUGCUAUCAGAACCACAAUACGUAACAAUGUCUUUGGAAUACAUUCCUCCUUCUACAACAGAUAUCUAGACGAGCUGGGGAAUCAUUUUCUUAGGAAAGCCAACGAAAGUAUGAAAUUCUAUGGAUGCGAAAUUACUAAAAAUGGACGUGAAGCUGUUUUUGUGCACUCCCCUCAUUGGGAUCUGCAUUUAAGUAAUAUUUCUGAAACUACGUUUAUGUUUAACAAGAGUUUGAUUGUGGAUAAUGGUAAAGGGGUGUUCCAUUUUUCAAGGGACAUGAGGUCGUCCAAUAAUCUGUUCCAUUACGUGUUUCAGGAUAAUACUAUUGAUAGUAAUAAAGCCGGUGGAUUUGAUAUAGCUUUACCCUACGUCUGGCAAUACAACGAAAACUUCACCCACUCGGUCUAUAUGGAUAACAACACGUGGAUAAACAACAACAACUUCGAGAUCACUGUCGACGGCCAUUUUGCACGCAUCAACAUCACCAACAACAUCUUCAGAGAUAACUAUUGCCGCACCGGUCUUCUAACCAUAAAAGGAAUGGAAAAGAAACUAAAAAUCGUUGACAACAAGUUCCUUAACAACAACGGGAAGUAUGUCGUAGAGUUCAGCUCAAACAGUCAAUCCGAGAUUAUUGGAAAUGUACCAGCUGUGUUUAUGUAUAACGAAUUAAGAAGCAACAAACGUUUUAUGAGAGGAAGGACUGGUGUGCUUCAAGUAGAUCGCGAUCCAACUUGUGUGGUGGCUUUCAGAGGCAUUCAGAAAGUAAGAAUCAACAGGAACUUAUUCUCUGAUAACUUCCUAGAGUACCAACUUUUGGCGGGUAUUAAAACCGCCAAAAUUGACAACUUCUUAAACGUAGCUGAAAACUGGUGGGGUACUGAUAAUGAAAAAGAUAUCAAAAACAGAAUUUUCGACUUUGACGAUUGGAAUGACCACGCUAUAGCAGAAUAUCGUCCGUACUUAUUAGAAGAUAACUUCCAAUCAAGUUAUUCAGUAAGUUUUUCAUCAAACAACACUAUAGAUCUAGAUUCACUAGGAGGAAGACUCUACGAAGACCUACGCCUAACAGCCAGAGAUCGUCCUUAUAUUAUUAACUCAGACAUAACUGUCAUGCCAAAUGUCACUUUGACUAUCUACCCUGGUGUUGUUAUGGAAUUUGCACCCAACGUGGGUAUAUUAGUUUUAGGAAUAUUGAACGCUAGAGGUUAUAUCGGCAGCGAGAUUAUUAUGAGACCAAUUGUGUUUUCUGAAAAUUUAAAGAACGCAGAGCAUGGGAAGUUUGAUGUCAGGGAAAAGAGAGAGUUGGAGAAGUUUUACGGGCAAGAAGCUAUAAGGUUGUGCAAAAGCGCCGGCUGUUCGGAAAGUGACGAAGGCUCCGCCAACGAAGGUUUCCUAGAAUACUUUAACUCUACAACUUUACAAUGGAUCCCAAUGUGCGACUCCAGAUUCACAGAACGCAACGCACAAGUGGUAUGUCGCGAACUGGGUUUCGACCCUCUAAAGGCCUUCUUCGACUUCGGCGAACGUAUCGACUUCCACAGCAACUCCUUAACCAGAAUCUGGACGUGGCCCGAGCCAUUGCAAUGCAAAGGAACAGAAAACAGAUACGAUAAUUGUCCUAUUAGGUUGAACGGACAGCAGUUUGGUCACAGACAUAGAUGUGAGUGGAAUUCAAAGUUUGUUUUCAUCCAUUGCGAUAGGCAGUUGAAGAGGCUGAAUUACUGGGGUGGAAUUAGAUUUGCUGAUGCUGAAUUCGAGCAGCAAAUGUACAAUCACAGGCUGCACGACAUUCACACUCACAUGAGUUAUCAGUCUUUCGAAUCUACAUUGGAAUACGUCAAAAUUCAGGGAGCUGGUAUUCUUCACAACGAAAAAUCUUCUGCUGUACAAAGUAUAAUCAAAAGUCCUAGAAUUAACUACGUCGAUAUAGAUGAUUCGGCUUUCCAUGGGAUAGAUCUAAUAUCGCCGUCUAAUACCAUGAAUUUGAUCAGGAAUAACAUUCAAAAUUCGUUGAGCGUCGGUUUAAACAUAUUGUCGUUAUCUGGGGAAGGUAGGGAGUCUGAUGAAUCCAGUUUUACUCCAUUAAGAGAACUACAUAUACCUUACAACUUAUUUAGUCUCAUAGACAUUUGCGAUACUCACAAAGAAAUAAGAGUGCAAGAACGAGUACUCGUGUACUACAAAUACGACAACCAUCCUGUCAAUUGUAUCAAAAUAUUCCGCAGCGUAUAUGACAUCAAGCCUUUAGGGCUGAGAUUGCUUCAAUUUGGACUCUUUAAUUCGACCGCCAAGUACGGUAUUCCAGAUUUCUUGGAGAUGUACGACGGGGAUAUUUAUAAUGUGUCUUCGAAAACUAUCGAUAAGGUUACCAUGACGUCUGGAAAUGAAAAGAAAUUGUUCAAAUCCUCUUUGCCUAGUUUGAGUGUCAAGCUGUUCGCUAACGGUGCUUCAUCCAGUCAUGGGUUCAUUGCGGAAGUGGUGACUCUACCAAUAUCGGCCAUAGGAUUCAAUCGUGAUAUCCAGCACAACAUCUCGAGGUCUGUAAUCAACAAUAACGGUCAAAGUGGACUUAUGUACAUGGCAUCAGGUGAGGUCAAUCCGAUACUCACGAUAGAGAAAAAUCAAUUUAAGAGCAACUGCAGAAAACUCUAUGGUAACUUCACCACUUGCAAAUCCGGACUAGAAAUUGACGUUCAAAAUACACAGACGAUAUUUUUUAGGGGUAACCUUGUGGAACAAAACCAAGGAGGUCUCUUCAUUAAAGCCGAUUCUAGAGGUUCGGCUACGUCUCUUCGAGGUUAUAUACACAACAAUCUCUUUGUGAACAAUACAAAUAUGCCCACCCUGUAUAUAGAAGGCAGAAAAUCGUCGCCAUAUCAAGAAGUCACUAUAUACAGAAAUUAUUUUACAAGAAACUACGCCCAAUACCAUAAUAAUAUUAUUUUGAAACAAGUAGUAUCGAAUUUCACUUAUAAUUACGUCAAAAGAAAUACUGGAAUGCAGAAUUUGGAGGUUUCUGGUUUCGAUAGGGUUAGAUUGAAUAUUUAUCAAACUACCACGCAUAAUGGAUUUUAUCAUAAUUAUGCUGUAGAAAGAGAUAAAAAAUCAACAAUAAUUGCUGGAACAGCUGGUCAACAUUAUGUAGAUAAUAUCUUUUGGGAUCCUGAUAACGAUUACGAAAUGAUAACCGUCAACAGAUCUUUAUUUGAGUUCAACAGCACAUUCCCUCUCUGGGACGUCAGAAUCGAUGCCGCAAACAAUUACUGGGGUGUCAACUCGACUCUGGCUGUUCGAGGUCGAAUUAGAGACCAAAGCGACGAUCCGAGAUUAUUAGAAGUGACAUUCGAGCCGUUUUAUAUGAACAACAGAACGAUUUUAGACGGAAAAUGUCCACCUGGAUGGGACCUGGUCGGGGAAACUUGUUACAUGUAUAUUGGAGCUCCCAUGACCUUCUGGGAAGCUAAACAAUUUUGUCAAGACGAUAACGCAUCCGUGCCUUAUCUCUUGGGGAAUAUCAAUUAUUUGCCAAUUUACGAUUUUUUGAGGCGACAGGACGAAUGGUUCCUAUACUCGGACAAAGUUUGGGUGCAGCACAUUGACAGGAUCAACGAGUGUACCAUUUUCGCUUAUCAGAGCGUCGAAAUCGAGGAUUGUAACAGAAAAAGUCCUUUCAUAUGUGAAAUAGAUCCCAAAGUACAAAUACGAAUCCUGCCGCUAGCCGACGACGUAAUAACGAUAUCUGUGAUAAGUAGUUUAGUAUUAGCGGUUUUAUUAAUAAUUAUCGUGGUGGCCUGUUGGUGGACCAAAUCAAAAUUCAGACAGGCGCAACGUUUAGAGCGGAGGAACAGCAUCAGACAAAGUUUGCACUCGUUGCGGUCUGUGGGACUGUCCCAGAGCAGUUUUUCCGAUCCGAGCUAUCGAAGAAAGGCCAAUCAAUUGAGUACCAGAUCAACGGACACUCUAACGAAAAAAAUGAUUACAAAUGGAUCAAUAGACAGCAUGGAGAAAUCGGCAUACAGUUCUUCUUUAGACGACAACCAAUCGUACGAAGUAUACGAAAGUCACAAUCCCAACCCGACAUCAUUCUCAUUUUCCCCGACCAUCGAAUACCACAAAUCACCAGCAAGAUUCGAAAACCAGUAUGCCAGACCCACAUUCGAUCUCUCAUUCAAAAACGAAGGUUUCAGGGAUAAUUCCACGUUUGCCACGAACUCCAACUACCAGUCUAGAGCUGAAAGUGUCCAAGACGAUUUAACUGAAGAGAGUCCGAUUAUGGAUAAAAGUAGCGAGAUUACUUCUUAUCCACCUAGCGAUUAUUACAAUACGGAUACUUUACCGUUGCGAAACAACCAAUCGGAUUCCACUCUAGACCUCAAACGGGGGAUACAUGAAAUUAACAAAGCCUACGAUUACAACCUGAUGCAAGAACUCAAAAACAAACUACCUCAGAAGCAGAAACCACCAACGCCACCGCGUAAAUAUUCCCCCACGUAUUCUGAACAGCUCGGCAACAUGGGAUACACUCCAGACUACAACACAACAGCUCUAGCUCACCCGCACCAAUCCGAAAAUUUGCUACAAACUGAUUUCGAUGAGCCCGCGAAGCCUAAACCGAAGCCUAGGUCGAAGAGCGAGGUGCUAUUAGAGACCAAUUUCGAUUACAUGCCACCUAGUGGUAGUCCGCAGUUUAAUCAGCCUAUUAGUGAUGUUAGUAGGAGUAGAAGUCAACCGUUAGAGACUGCUAUGUAGUUGUUAGUAAGUGCAUUAGGAUUUUUUAACAAAUUGUGUGAUAUUUUUGACAGUUGGGUGCACUCAAAUGAACAAUACAGUGAUGCAGAGACUGUUUUUAGAACGUGUGAUAUAUUACGUACUAUCUAUGCAAUGUGAGGAUCAAACUGAAUUAAAAAUAAUCCUCUUGUCCUUGUAUUGCGUUAAAAUUGUUAUUAAAGUGCCCUUGAGCCCCACUUUUCCGUCCUAUUUGCCUUAUUAUUGAACAAUUAGGCAACUUUAAACCUAACUGGUUAUAUUUAAAAAGACCAGCAGCUGUUAUUUGUCAUGAUGUUAAUAAGUCUUUAUUACAAAGGAGACAGAUGACAGUUUGGAUGACAUAUCUUUGUUUUGUUGAUAAUGAUAAAAUGCAUUGCUCAUGCAAAACUGCCACACUUAGUACGUUUUAUUUAUUUUUAUUAAAAUUAUGAACAAAUUUAAUGACCUGCUAGAUCGGGUCACGUAAGAAUAUGAACAAUAAUUAUUGUGAUACUAGGUAAAAAUAUUUUAGAGCGUCCGAAAAAUAGGGAGAGCUAUAAGCUUUCUCCCUCUUUCUUCAGCUCAGGCAAUUUAAUGUUUUAGUUAUUAUUAAAGUUGUUACUAGAAUGUGUUCUUUAAAUUUAAAAACAUGCGAGACUUUAAAACACUUAACUGUUAAGUUGCAUUUUAUAUUAAAUUUUAUAAAAUUUCGAUAUAUUUUAUACAUAUAUUAGAGUUACUGAAAAAAAAAAAAUGCGAAAUAUGAUGAAUAUUUUUGUUAAAUUUUGUAUAUUAUACGUUAGGACGAUAUAGUAGAUAUAUUUUGUUUAAGAAAAAAAAAGCAGACUGCAUAAUGUUUUUUGUUUAGACCGUAAAUUCGUAAAUUAUGUGUAAAUAGUUUCUAGGUUAAGAUCUCAAAUCUAUGUUGUAAAUUAAAUAGAUAAUUU